UUAGUUUUCAAUGGCGUCUGUUGAACUUCCAACAACACGACUAAAUUUACUUUUUAUUUGUUGUGGUCUCUAAAGUUACCACAUGUACUGAACAUCAAACAUCAUGCAGGAAAAUAUUAAAGAAAUAAUAGCUCACAGAUCCAAAUGAUACACCUUACUACACUAGGCUAGAAAUGUUAUGAGUUAAGUAACUAAAAGUGAUUUUGCAAUGGAUGAGGGUGCAUCAAACCUUUGCACCCAACUCCCCACCAUUCAGGAUCAAGCAGCUUCCAGCAACAUACCUUACUCUGGGAAAUCUCACCCAGGUACAUCAGCACUUAACACCAGUACCAGUGGUUUUUAUGUCGGAGACCCCAGCACUGACAGUACCGCCAGCGUUUUGCAGACCAACACAGCAGUGAAAAAUGAUAGCAGGAUUUAUGAGAAGAAUAAUGUAAACAGCCCUGCUGAAAAACAUGAUUCUUCUUAUUUUCUGCCAGGUUUGGUUACCCAGUCCUCACUCACAGACAACUACCAAACUGGUAGUCAUAACAGCAGCGCCCAAGCUAGAGAGCAGUCAGGGAUUAAUAAAAGUGAAGAAAGUUUUAACGUAAAAGAGUACCAGAUGAUAAUUUCAGCAUCGUCACUAUUAUCAUCAUUAUGUACAACACACGUAAGCACCUUCCCCCAGCCUGCUGUUUCUGGUUAUAAAGCUAAUCAAAAUAAUAAUAAUAAUAACAUUGUCAAGUCAGAUUCUCGCCAGGGCCCACAAGCAGAUUACAAACAGCAGACUGCAAAGUCAUCCCCCUUUUCACAUCCUUACACAGUUUUAAACAGAGGUCAAACAGCUGCCAACUCAGCCUCUGCUGCUAAUACCUCUACAAGUGGAGAUGGCAGAAAGACGUACACUGACCGCCCUGUUGUAACUAUUACUCACACCUCUUCUCCAUCAGCACAUGAUUUAAAUGUAAGCAUCCAAACAUCUCCUCUGUUGUAUACUAAAAAAGAAAAACCAGCUGGCCAAAACUUCAGAACUGUGAAUGUUCCUUCAAACGUUAAACAGGUGCAUAAACCAUCCACAAACAGCCCUGCUACCAGCACCUCAAUGACUCCUUUUAUUCAGUACACCACUAUUCCCUCAACCUCUGGGAACCUGCCUCAUUCCUCCAAGCCAAGGUCUAACUUUGCAGGGUCAAAUUCUUCUGAAAAACUAGUGACUGUCCAAACCAAACCUGUGAGCACUAAAAAGCCCAGAUCGAGGGCGAGUCGGAAAAAAGAAGCAGCAGAAAAACUUCCAGUGACCUUUGAUGAUGAUGAUGAUGACAAUGAUUUUAUACCCGUUGGAAUGUGUCAACUUCCAAUGCAGAGAAAACCAGACGGCAUCAACGCAAAUCUUUUUUCACCAGAAAGCACGUUGGCCCAUGAGUAUAAUCUUCUUUCUCAGGGUCUGGGUAGCACAUACCCCGCUAGCCCCUCACAAGAGUACAAUCUGCAGGAAAAAUUUGUACAAAAACAUCAAGAACCAUCACAAGUAUUUCUACUGGAGCAGGCGCAACAACCCAACAUGAAGCUAAAAGACUCAGACCUGCAACAGUUUAGAAACCUCGCUGAAAGGUCAAGAGCACAGCACACAAAUCCAAUACAUCAACCCCAAUUUGAACAAAAGCAUGAAACUGUUGUACCAUUUGUGGGUGGUGAUCGAACAAAAACACUAGGGUUCUUAAAGAAUCAAGGAUUAAUAAUUCACCAUCAGCAGCCACAGGAAACUUAUACAGAGAGCGUCAACCAGAGGUCCAACACCUUGGAUAGUGUUCAGCAAAAUCAACCUAAUGUUGAUCAUAGCAUGCAGUUUUUAUCACAGUUUCCCCCCAAGGAACAUGUAAAAAGUGCUGCUCAGGAGCAGUACAAAGAACCUGGGUGUCGACAACCAGAAAAAAGCAAGCACAACUUAUUACAUUCUACACCAUACCUUUCAGACAGUGUUACUUCCAGGCCUGAGACUUCACACCAACACCAUCCUCCUAAGCUAACAGAACAGCUGCUCCAACAGCCCAGGGUAGAGCAAAUUUUGCAGCAGAACAAUGACCAAACAAGUAAGCUUGAGAUUGGACUAAGUAAACAAGACCAAACUACCGCAUUUAGAUCAGUGACACCCACUUCUGUUCAUGUUCAUCACAACCCAUCGUUAAACCAACAGCACCCUGAAAUAGCCAAAAUGUUAAACUCGCCAGUAAGCCCCAGGCAACCAGCAAGCCCAAGACAGUCUAUAAGCCCCCGUAGAACUGUCAGCCCUCACCCUUCUUCGAUAAGUCCAAGCCAGUUUGUGAGUCCUUAUCCCCGGCAGGCUACUAGCCCCCGGCAGUCAUCAAAGACGGUUGUUUCUGUUCCCACCUCCAACCCUCACCCAUCUCUUUCAAAACCAACCACAAGCCCUCAGACCAAACAGUCACACAGCCCUCGCCAGUCAGCUGUUUCAUGGCAAUCUCAGAACACAUCACAGCCAUCUCCGGCUCUUACUUCAAACAUGUUUGGUCAGGGGAAAAGUUUCUCAGGGCAGUUGCCUGUGAGCAAAGCUGUAGCUGAGCAGAUGAAUCAGGCUAUAAAUACACUUGUUCCCAUAGGUCACCCAGUUACGGUUAAUUUAGAGUCUGUUCAAUUACCCCUUGAAAGCACUGAUGUGCCUCAUACAAAAUCUGGAUAUUCUUCCUCUAUGGAACAAAAUAAGUUAUUUUCUUUAGCAUCAACACAUCAUGAUGUUUACCAGAUGCAGCAGGUUAGUUCUGAUCUUUCUUUUGAUGAUGAUGAUGAUGAACCCAUACCUUAUUCCUUUCCAUCAAGCCAGCCUUCCCAAAUUUUUAGCCCUGGUCAGGUAAUUCAUCAUCGUCCGCCUGAACGUAAACAAACCAGCGUCAAAGCCAAACAGAGACCAGGCUCAGGCAUGUCUGCUCAGCUGCCAUCACCGUCUGUUCUGUCUUCCACUGUACCUGUGCCUUCUGUUCAAAAUGCUAGCACUAUAUGGCAACCCCUGCAGCACGUAGAACCAAAGCCAGAUCAAAAUGUACAACAGCCAACUCAAGAUUCUAAUGCUCAACCUUCCAAGGAUGCGGGUCGAAUCUCAUCCCAGUCACAAGAUGCUUCCAGGCAGAAUGUGGUUUAUCCAAAGGGACCAGCAGUUUCUGGGGCAACGAGUAGCAGCUCAGAAAUGCACCAGGGAAUCCAGUGGCAAGCUUCUUCUGAGUUUAGUCAGGUUUCUGGAAAGCCAACAAUAGAAAUGCAGCUGUACCCUACACCCUCAAGUAUCUCUCAGUCCAGUGCAUCCCUACCUGACAGCACACCAGCCAUCCAAGCUGGGGUAGAUAGAGACACAUCAGCUUCCUCUGUGUUGGCAAGUAACUCAAAUACAAGUAACGCUCAACAAGUGGUGGAGAGUACAAAAGAGACUAAAUCACAAGAUUCCCUAAGUAAAAGAUCAGGGGUUGAAGAUCUUCACCCCAGCACUCCACAACAACAAAGAUCUGAGGCUCCCAGGAGGGAUGAUGGCUUAAAAGUCUUGUCUAAAAUUGCCAGUGAGUGUUAUGUCAAGACAGUUGCAGAGGAAAAUAAAUCAGUUCCAGACCAAAACAAGGUUUCACCAUCAGAGGCAACAGUAAGCCCUAGUGAGGAAAAUUCUAAAGAAGGGCAAAUAGAAAAGAAAGAUGAUACUUCUUCGUUGUCCUCUACCACUGAAUACAGACUGACUCGCAAAAAACUUAAUGAGACCUUAGAUAAAAGUGAGAAUCAGGAUGGGGAUGGCGUAGGAAAAGAAGCAGACGGUAAAGAUCUCUUGAGUAGUAGUAGUAGUAGUAGUGAUGUACCAAAACGAGAGGUCAGGCAAAGGAAACCCAAAAAACCUUUUGAGCAAGAAGACCAACCUGCCAGAAAAAACGCCAAACAAAAUCAGAAAACUACGCCCACUUUCAGCGGACAGAAAAAGUUGCCCACGCCCAGUAAAAAAGGACAAACACACAAGAAUUUACAAGGCACCUUGAAAAAUGAGAGUGAAGAUGAAAACAAAUUAUCGCAAAAAGAUGAAAAACUUAGGAAUUCAACAGAGCCUGAUGAUGUUACAAAAUCAAAUAACGUAGAUUUGAAAACUGGAGUGGGGAAGAAAAAAAGCGACCAUCAAAAAAAUGAAAGUGAAUUAGACGCAACCACUAAAGCCUUAGAUAUGCAGGAAAUGUCCUCACGAAGGCUUUCUCAAAGACUUUUGGUUAAAGAGAAAGAAACAAAGAAAGAGGAUAAUGAGGAAAGUGCAAGAAGAUCAAAAAGACAGUCAACUAAAAUAGAUUAUAAAGAAGGUACUGAAUCAGUAGAAGACAGUUCUUCUGUGAAAAGUGCUAGGUCUAGCAGAAGAACAUCUCCCAGUUAUUCUUCCUCUUCUGUAGAGAGUAAAGAAAGAAUGACGACCCGAAGUGCCAACCGUAAAGAGGAUGAAUCUGCCGAUAAAUCUUUAAAUAAAAAACAAAAUGAUGAAACAGAUCAGAAGUCUACUGUCAAGAAGUCAAAAUCUUCAGGCCCUGAUGAUAAACCACUCGACAAAAAGCAAGCUGUAGAAAAAAUAGAUGAUAAACUACGGGUUAAAAGGCGGAAGGAUGAAGAUCAGCCAGCUGAAGCUAAAAAGCGCAAAGACUCAGAUACUGAGGAUAAGAUUUCUAAAAUAGAUACCCGUGGAAGUUCUAAGGAACUUACUGUCCAAGGUAAAAGGGUAACAAGAACUCCUGCAACUACUGGUGGUCGAUCUCAAAAAGCAACCUCAGCACCCCAGGUGAAAGGAGGAUUGCAAAGGUCCCUCAAAAGUCCAGCUUCAGAAUUGCGUAAUCUCAACUAUUCUGCAAGCACACCUCGUAGGAUGACUACACGUCAGUUGGUCUCUGAGAAAGAGACACCAAAUUCCAGUUCCGAGGCUACUGGUACAAGAACAACUCCUGCUGAGGGGCGUAGGAGCAUUAAAAAGAAGACUGAAGAUUCUAUUUUAGGUGAGGUAGAUUCAAAAUCUGUCCCUGGUGAUGAUAAAAAACAAAAUGAAACUGAAUCAACAACAGAUACUUCGGGUAAUGAGAAAAACACUUCAUUUUCUGAAGAGACCCCAAAGAGAAAGGUCAUUAAAUCAAAGUCUCGAAAACUGAAAUCUGGUUACAAGAGAAAAAGAUGGAGAAAAUUUAGAGGCAAUAAAAAUCUUGUUGUAAAAUUGAAGACUGAUAGUGUUGCCGAAACUGAUAAAGCAGAUCCAGUCAGUGAUGAAAAUGACGAGAAGCAAAGUGACAAUAAAAAGCCAUCAGCUCAGGAAGAAGUAAAGGAAUUAAAAAUUAUUGAUGAAAAAAUAUCUGUUGAUGUCAUGGAGAGUAAAAAAACUGAGCUUCACAAAACAGCAGAAGCAAUGGACACUGAUGUGUCUGUGAUAAAAUCUGGUAGUAAUAUAGAAGAAAAUACACAGCAUAAACCAGUGAUAAAAACUUCUUCAUUGGACACUAAUGUUGCACCUGGUCCUAAUGAUACUGAUCUCAGUAUUUCUGUGGUAAAUCAAACAAAAGAUUUUGGACAAACACAAUUCCAUUUGGAGUCUAACAGACAAAAGAUGGUCAUGUAUAAACUGGUACCUGUGUAUGGAGAAGAUGUAUCUGAGAUAGAAGAUACAUUUAUUCCGAUAAGUGGUUACUUUGUGCCUGGAGGAAGAAAUGAUCGCAUACUUUUACCACAAAACUUCAUGUCUGGCGCUUUAAAAACAUCAACCACAGCUUUAGGAUGGGGAACUACUUCCUCAGGGAACGAGCAGUCUGAAUCCAGAAUACCCACAGCACUAACCUCUGCAGACAAAGUAUCCAAAGUACUACCACACCCUGCCAACUUGGAGCCACAGCUAUCAUCGUAUUCCCCACUAAGGACUACACCCUCUACUGGGGUUUCCAACGUUGCCCCAUCAACCACCUGGCCACCUACAGCACAAACUUCUUCAGCAACAUGGCCGUUGCAACUGCCUCCGCCGGUUCCCACGCCCCCACCAUCAGUUGGAGAACCGGGAAUAAUGAGCUCCAAAAAAACAUGGCCAGUUUCUCAGCCCCAAGCCUCCCCUUCAACAUACAGACCAUCCCCUUCAUGGAACACCACCCCACCAUCAUUACUGUCAUCCUCCCCUUUAUCGUCAUCUUCAUCAACAUGGAAUAUGUCGUCUACUUCAUCACUACCCCUGUCACAUCAAAACUCACUGACCUGGACGGCGCCACAAACAUCACAAGAAGCGACAUGGAGAUCAUCUACAUCUCAUCAAGCUGUGGAGUCAUGGAGUAAGGAAUAUUUUCCCAGUAGCAACUCCACACCUGUCCUGCCACAAACAUCAUCACAGAGCCAUACAGUGAAUCAGAAUUAUAGCCUAGACUCUGGGACACCAAACACACAGACCCCUACAUACCAGUCACAAGACCAGACAGGCUCCGGUACAUUUUAUGGAAAUGGUGUUCCCCAGGACUCAGACUUCACAGAUGCCAGACAGGAGAAUCUAAUUCAGGGUUUCCUCAGGCAAGUCACUUCCAACGCUGGUGGCUUCAGUCAAGAGUUGUCAGGGUUCAACCUGGGGCAGCAGGACUUUGCUUACCUGGAGAACAAGUUACGGCAGGAGCUGUCUCCUAACACACUGUUCUCAGCUGUCGCUGCUUACGAUGACAGUAGCCAAGAGGGGCCUGGAGCCUGCCCGGACGGCUCCCUGCAGGACAGCAUUAACUUGGUCCACACUGUCAAUCUGGACAUGGAGGAAGGAAACAUGGACAGCUCGGCUAAUUUAGACUUGUCUGGGAUAACAGGUCACACGCCUCGGCCUGUAAGUGUACCUAAGAGCUUGGAGAGUCAAGUCAAGACUCCCCACAGGAUGGGGAUGCAAGCAGCAGGGGACAUAGAAAGUCCUGCACUGCUGGAUCGCUCAGCCUGUCUAGAUGGUACACCACAGAUGGACAACACCCCACAGCUUGAAAGUCCUUUAGCCAAGGAUGACAAAGUGAAGAAAGAGGACAAGAAGGUUAUGAAAGAACGCAAGCAUCAGUAUGAUAUAAUCACAGAAAAUGAAGUUCGUCGAUACAAGUGCAAAUCCUGUGGGAAAAUGUUUGGAAACGCAACCAUUUAUCGUCACUUAAGGACCCAUGACCCAGAUUACAAAGUGACCUGUCACCUCUGUGAGAAGAAGUACACACAGAAAACAAGUCUUCUUUUACACAUGAAAAAAUGUCAUAGUGAUCAGCUUCCACAACCAGCACCUUCACAUGCAAAAGAACCUGAGGUUGAUGCUGCAGAAAAAGACCACGACAAAACAUCUCCCAGCAAGCGCCAGAGAAGGGCAUCAUCCUCUGCCAACCCACUAGCAGCAAGCUUAGAUGAAAGUGAGAUUCUCAAGCAACAAGAGACUCACAGACAGGUAGAGGAGCUGCGCAGGCUGAAAGCUGAGAAGAAAUUACAUGGCAAGGCGACUGGGUCUAUGGCAGACGAUGUGACGGUUGUGAGUUCGGAGGUCAGGGUUAACGAGGAUGACGUGCAAGAUAACACUGCUAUGCUGGAACACAAUUCAGCAUCAGUGUUUCACCAAGAUGCCAAUGUAGAGCCAGUCAGUGUUGGUAGAAGAGAUAGUUCCCAUGAUGAAUUUGCUGACAGCGUUGUUCACUACAGCAGAGAUGGCACCCCUGUAUUAGCCAGUGACCCAGGGGCUUACAUCUCCAGCUCCCCCAGAACCCCGUCCUAUCAGAUCACAGGCCUGUCGCAAAGUGCCACCAAACCACAGUAUCAGCUGAACGCCCCGCAGCCUGUCAUGUCGACGCUGUCUCCGUUUCAUGCAGACACUGUGCCCAAGUCCAGCUUAACCUCAGCCCAGGGGGAUUCUCAAGUCUCGGAUGAAUCUCUUUACGGCAACACGGAAAGAUGUUCUCAGGAUGGAACAGCGGAGAACACGCCAGACAAGCUCCAGCCAUUCCAGUGUGAGAUCUGCUACAGCCAGCUGACCUCCAGGAAUGGCUACACACUACACAUGCAGCGUCACAACAAGGCCAAGUCUAAACUCUGCUCCUUCUGCGACAAGACCUUUCACACCAGCCAGGAGCUCAAGUCACACGAGCGCACCCACACUGGGGAGAAGCCUUACAAAUGCCCCAUCUGUUACUACGCUUUUGCUCACUCUGGCUCCUUUGUCAGCCAUAAGAAAGGACACACAAACAGAGGAGAAACAGAACCAUUCCUGGUUGUGGAUGGUGUAACACAGUACCCCAGCUCAUUCAAGAAGCCGCGCAUUGUGGACCCUGAUAACGUGAAAAGAGCUGCCGAUGGCUCUGAGAUUGAACCGAAGAAGAAAAAAAGGAAGAAAAAACCAAGCACUGAUUCUCAAGAGCUGGACAACAGUGGGGCCAGCAUGCCUGGACCCAGCUCCAGCACAGAGAACAGCAUGAGCCAAGUUGCUAGGGAAACAAGUGUCAUCAGGAGAAACAGUUUAGACCCUGCUGGUGAGAAGCAGGCUGUUUCUCAUCAUGCAGAUAAUGUCUUGGCUAGGAGGAUGAGCUUGAAUGACCAGAUGUUAACCAUGAGUGGCCAGGGGUUAGUCAGCGGCAGUGGCCAAAUUUACAGCCAAAAUCUAGAUGAACAAGAAAUUGGUUUAUCAGCGGCGUCUCAAGAUAAAGAUAAUUCCGCGUAUCUUCAACAAGGUGGGAGUUACGCCCUGACUCGCUCUAAUGUAGACUCUGAAUACUACGAUAGUUCAGCAAGCUACACUGAGCGUCCACACCAGCGAGACUACAGCUCUACUCAUGCUGAUACAUCUUCCUCCUCCCAUGACUACUACACGCAGGUCAAAUACUACCCUAGGUCUUCCAGCUCAGACCAGUACUCGCCUAGCAACCAGGAUCAGCUGCGGACUGUUCCGGUCAAUCUGGCGUUGGGUAAAACACCCCAGUACCCCAGCAACAUGGACAGUUACUACUCUUCACAACAGCAGUACCAGUACGACGUCACUGGUCAGAGUGUAGACACAGAGUACCAGCAGGAAGAUUACGAGGCACUAGCCCAGUUUAAACCUGACCCCGCAGGGACAGAGAUAGUGAAAAAACUUCUCCAGCAUUACAAUGUCCCGCCAUCCACCUAUCAGGAAGCUGCGCCUGUGGAUUACAGCCAGAUCCAAAGCACUUCCGAUUACAGUAGAACAGACCCCGAACCAGUGCUGCCGAUGUACUCUGAGCACGACAUAGCAGCGCCUCCAUCCUACAGCGCCAGUGUGCAGCAGAAGCAGUACUACAGCGCACGCCAAAGAGCGCAGGAGUACGAUGGCUCGCUUUUGAUGUCAUCUGAAAGACCUCUGACUAGCCCCAGAGAUUCAAAUAUUAUGCUGCCCCCACAGCCAGACAGGCAGUAUGCCCUCACCAGCUCACAGGCCCACCUUCAGACAGAUGUCUACAGAUCUGAAAACACGCCCAGGUAUGCCACACCUGAUACACCAAGGUACGCAACACCUGACACGCCGAGGUAUGCAACACCUGAUAGUUACCGAGAUGAGCAGUACAGCACACAGAUGACCCGGCCACCAAGUCAGCCGUACUCCCAGACGUACGACGUCACGCCAUCUAGAGACUACUAUCCUCAACCCUUACCAAAAAUUGAGAGCCUCACCAGAGACUCCAACUCUGACAAGUCCAAAGACGCUCUAGCUAAAUCUCAGUAAAAAAAAAAUAACUUGUGUACACAUAGGAUUUAUUUUUAAAUCUAAAGAACAUACGACAAAUGCUGUUGCAGAGUUAUAUCAUGUACAAUUAAAUUUUAAAAUGGCAAGAUCAAGUCAAAUUCUAUGUUUGUAUUCAUCUAUAUCAUCCUCCCUGUGAAAUAUGUGAAUAAAUGUGUAUCUAAAUACCUAAUAUUUUAUGAUGACCAGUACAUCUCUUCCAUACCUCCAAGAAAAUGUUAUCUAAUUAUAGAAAGCACAAAUUGUUGUGUCAACUAAGUUCAUGUUGUUAUAAUUUAUAAUGUGCUGGGAAAACCUGUUUUAUUUUAUGAUGCAAUUCUGUGAGCAUGUUUAACACAUUAUCAAAUGUAUUCUACAGCUCAUAGAAGGGUUGUCCUACAGUUAAAUUAAAAAAAAAAUCAUGCUUUCAGAAGUAGGACUUUAAAUCACUUGCAUAAUUACAUGGUUUUUAUAUUGGUAUAUAGUGGUCAUGUAGCCUGGAUUACCUGAUAAUGUAGUAAAGGCUUUGUGGUAACUCAACAUGAGUGACACUGACAAUAUCCCAGCUGCCGUGCUGCUCCAGAAUAAUUUUUACAGCUAAACAAUUGUUCUUCUUUGUACAAAAUAAAUAAAUAUAUAAUAUUAAUAUCUAAUAUAUUUCCUGUUAUAAAUAGAACCCUUUUCUUUAAAAAUUUAAAUCAUUUUAUGAUGUGAUUACUUUGUGGUGCUUAAUAAUGUUAUGUAAAAUAGAACUGGAAUAUAAAUGGACUUGUAUUGUUUUCUUUGUUGUAAACAGUGCUAAAUCAUAGAACAUUUUAAAAAUAAAAUCAAUUAUAUAAUGUACAGUUUCUUUCAUCAUCAUCCAACUUAUUCAAACAAUUGAAUGUUAAUUAUUCUUGCAUUCAUGUACAAAUAUUUAUAGUAGCUUUGUUUAUUUGUGGAAAAUUAAUUUUUUUAAAAAGACUUCCACUGAAUUUUUUGUUGGGCAUUUCUACUUUAUUUACAGUCUAGGUAUCCUACAAAAUAUUUUUGUGGCUAAAAGAUUUGGAAACACUGAGUAACAUUUAUACAUUGGAACCAAUUUUACUAUGAAUUCAAGAUAAAUCGUGUUAAUAUGUAUGGUUUUAUGUUUGGGGCCCUUGGUUCUUAUAAUUUCUAGAAUCAAUUUUUUUCCCUGUCUACCUCUGAUGCCAACUUGUAGAAGUCUUUAAGUUUAGUAGAGGUUAUGGUAAAUACUUGUUCUAAAGCCAGCAUACUGAUAAGCCUCAUGCUUCACCCUUCUUCUCUGAUUAAAACAUAUGAAACCAUUAAUUUUGUCUUUGAUCUAUUGAUUACUCACUGCCAACUAUUUCAUUUUUUAAUGUACCCAAUGAAAAUUAUAAAAUGCCAUGAGUGUAUGCUGGCACUUACUCCAUUUAUACUAGAAAUAACAAAACAUGUGUCUGCUUCUGAACAGGUAUAUACUGUGUACUUUAGUUUGGAACUUGUGUAUUUUUCUAGCUUACUGGAAUAUAGCAUGUAUUAUUAUAAUAGGUUUCAGUUCAUGUUUUGUGAUCAUUUACUAGUUUAGAAAUUGUAUUUUUUCCUGUACGUGCACUCAUGUAAAAUUACAUGGAUCUAACUGAUGAGAAAAGUUUUGAUUUUAUAUGACUUUUAUUUUAAGUCAAGUAAAAAAAGUCAUUGACAUCUUCUCAUGCACCGGCCAGUUAAAACUCACUCGAACUUUAUAAAAAUAAAAUCAUAAACAACCAGGUCUAUGUUUUGCGUAAUAUCCAAGUAUAAAGGAAUUCACUGAACUCUAUAUACUAACUCAACUUAAUUAAAUAUAAUCACGUUAUGUCAGUUUUUAAUCAAUGUACCAUCUAAUUAUCUUCCGCUUAUAAUAAAAGCAAAUUUAUGUUCAGACGCAUGAAAAGCAAAUUCCAUCGCUAAUACUUUGAUUGGGUGUUGUUUUCUUUCUGUAAAUAUGUACAAAAUAAAAUCAAUAUAUUUGUUCUCAAGACUUAGUGGAAACAGUAACCAUGUGCCUUGAUAUUGUAAUGAUGCUAUAUUCUCCAAUAGUUUUGCAUGUAUUUUUUAUGCAAUUUUACAAACUAUGUUCAUGUAAUAUCAACUGGUCAUUUAAUCUCUUAAAUUUUGUUGACUAAGCAUAAAGUGAUGAUCAUUACAACUGCAUGCUGUAAUCUUUUCAAUUCACUCUAAAUCUUGUCUGAUGCAUGCCUUAACUCUUCUUACAUACACAAAUAUUUUCAUUCAAACUUUCUUAUCUAGUGAAAUCAUUGUUGAUAAUUCUGUGACAUAUUUCUUUAUUUUUUAUUCUGUUUUUUUUUUUGUGUGUGUGCUAAUUUUGCUAUCAGACUUUUUAAUCUACAUUUUUAGAUGAUUUUUACUUGUAUUACUUAUUUAUUUUUUGUUACUUUACUCUAAAAACAUAUGUUAGUGUUACGACUUAAAACUACUUUUGCUUACAAAGUGUACCUUUAAUUGAUAUGGUCUUAGUAAAUUAGAAUAUGACAUUCUAAUGCGGUAUAUACAUUUUUAUACAGGUAAUUGUUUUUAUCUUCUUUUAUUUGUAUGCGUGAGAUUGCAUGAUUAUUUUUAAAUUUAAAAAAAAAUCAGUGAAAGCACAAUAUAUUUUUUUUAUUUUACAAAUCCCUUACUAGAAAAGCAUGUGGGUUUUUUUUUACUUUUGUUUUCGCUGUGCUCAAUUUUAAUUAACUUUGGCUCACGUACAUCCCAUAACAUGUACACAUCCUCUCAAUAUCACAGUGCAGUCUUAUUUUCAACAGUAUUUUUUUAAAUACACAUACUUUUAUUUUUUAUAAGGAUUUUGUUUUUAAUGUCAUUUCAGUGUUAUUACAAAGGAAAAUAGCUAUUUCAUUAUUGAAGAACAUGCGCUAGGAUUUAGAGCUAUGGGAAUAGAUUCUUAUAAUUAUGUAACAUGUAAUUGUAACUUUCUUGUGGCAACAAUAAAAUUCACAAACUAAAAUAAAAGACAAUGUCAAUUUGCAUUUGUUUUUAAAUUAAAAAGCUGAGCAGAGUUUUACUUUUUAAUUCUAGCCUUUUAGUUCUUAGAUUAUCAUGAACUGCUUAUUUACAUUUGUGGUGCUUUUUCUAGUAGUAAGGAACACACAAAGUGGUGAGAUCUAAUGCUUACAGUUACCUGAGAAAUGCCAGAUGGUUAACUAUUGCAGGCUAUUUUUAUGAUCAAUCUAGGUCAAGCUAACAAUGGCCCACUUAUGCUUUUGGUUUCCAUGUGCAUUCGUUUUUUUUUGUUUUUUUUAUCAGAAAAGGCUUACCUGUUAUACAUUUGUAUUUACACAUGGAUCUAGGUUUUAGAAUAUCUAAACAAGUCAUUAUAUUUUGAUCAGAAUAUUCCUCUGUAAUGAACAUAAGUGUUAUUUUGGGUUAUAAAAUUAUGUGGUGUUUAUCUAUUGUCAGUAUGUAGGCCUCAGAAUUGUAAAUUUGUUUAUAAAAUAAUACUGGCUGCCCACAAUUCAUAGAUAAAUUAAUUUAUUAAGUUACUAAAAUUAGAAAAAAAUUUAAGUUAAUAUAAAUAAAAAUGAACUUAAUGUAUAUUUUUUGUUUUUGACCAUAUUUGUACAAAUUUAAUAUAAUUACUUAUUUCAAAGUAAGAUCCUGAUAACUUGAUUUGUUGGUUAAAAAUUAUUUAUAAAGUCAGAUUUUUAAAAGCUACUUGUUUAUGUAAAAAUGAAUUGAGAAUUAUUUUUCUUGCUAGCUGGGUGCAGUAAGAAUAAUUUAAACUUAUACGUGUUGUUUGUUAACGUGCUUUGUUUUAAAUCCUGGUUGAAUCACAUUUUCUUGUUUUAAAGUCAAAGCAUUUUUCAAUGUACAUUUUAAACUCAAUGUGUUAAUCUAAUGGAACACAUCAACAUAUUUUUAAGGUUUACUUUCAUGUACCUAGGCUUGAGUAGAACGGUUGUCUGUUUCUUUGGUAUGGCUUUUUAUUUGUUUCGACAAUAUAUUUAUAAACGUAUUCCACGUUUUGAAAUGGUUAUGUCAUUCAUAAGCUUCUCUUUUUUGAUGUUGUGGUCUCUAAUGUCAUAUAAUUUUUUUUAUUAUUGAUUUAAAUACGAGUUGUUACAGAAAUUUUUUUCUCUCUCUGUGGUUCUGUUCUUCCUCAAGAGCUUAAUGGCACCAGCUGAGGUAAGUCUUGCAUUAUACAGUUUACCUGUUCACCUGGCCGGUAUUGUUUGCUUCAUCUCUACACCGGUUGCAUACAUAAGCUGUAAAUAAUUUGCAUAUACUACUUCUAUAUCUAUAAAUAGAAUAAAACAUAUUUUAGAAUUAUUUUAAAAUAUUGUGUUGUUAAUUUUGUUCUGAUGUUAUGUUUUCAUUUCAUGUUUCAAAU
Molecule: messenger RNA, 14066 nt
Organism: Physella acuta
Lineage: Eukaryota; Metazoa; Mollusca; Gastropoda; Physidae
Biological process (GO): regulation of gene expression
Cellular component (GO): nucleus
Source: RefSeq, a predicted model, not a curated record